Molecule: messenger RNA, 1021 nt
Organism: Tetranychus urticae (two-spotted spider mite)
Lineage: Eukaryota; Metazoa; Arthropoda; Arachnida; Trombidiformes; Tetranychidae
Source: RefSeq, a predicted model, not a curated record
AGUUGCAGUUGCUCAAGUUCGGAGUCUUAUUUGUCCUUAUUCAAUUUCCUUAAUAUUUUUAAAUUAAUUUUUUAUUUUUAUUUUUUUUAAACAAUUUUUUUUCAAAAAUUGGCCACAAAAUGGAUUCCGAUUCUGAAAGAAAGGUCAAUAUUAAAACUGAACCUACUGAUGAAGAAGUUCCAGAAGCUCACCCAAACGCGAAAGCUGCAGUUUAUGCUGCAACUCCUGAUUGGCUAUGCAAAAAGUAUAAAAUUAAUCAUGAAGACACACUCACAAGAGUAGUUGGUUAUGCUCCAGCCACAGCCGAUCACGGGCCAUUAUACUGUUUCAAAACGAUUGGUAGAGCACUGAUUGGUAGUGAGGCUGCCAAAAUGGCGAUGGAUUUGGGGCUUAUAGGAAUAUCAGAAAUUGAAAAGAAAGAUCCUCUUGUUCAAAGAUUCUUGCUUGGUGGGCCCAGUCCAAGUACACGAUUAGUACUUGAAGCGAGAAGAAAAACGACGGAAAGAAGAAUUAUGACAAGAAAAACGAUUGAAAGAGAAAAGAGGAAAAACAAAAUGAUGGAAAGCGAAACGGUGAGAAGAGAAACAACGGAAAGUCCUAUUUUUGUAUUUGAAUGUACCUAUUGUGGUCGUCAGUGGAAACGAUUAGCCAUUUUGAAGAAUCAUGUCCUUGGAACCAGAGCCAAACUUUACAGGAGACGAUGUCAACGAAUUCAAUGUCGUAAACGAUUAGUAGAAGAUGGAUUAUUAAAGAAAUACAAGGAUGAUAUUGUCACUAAACUAUACGAUGCGAUUCCCCUCCCCUGUCCGCCUCCUAAAAAGCAAAUCUGGGCAAAGAUUACAUGUAAAGAUCCAAAGCUGAUUGAUUCUAAUGGAAAAUUUGUCAUUCCCAAAGAUAUAGCUAAAGAAUGGCUAAGAAUUUUCAAAGAAAUGCCAAAAUGACAAAUUUCACUUUACACUUUUGCAAAAAUCUUUAAUUUGGUUAAUGAAAAGCAAAAUGGUUUGUAUCACUUUCAUAUUAU